Molecule: messenger RNA, 351 nt
Organism: Sclerotinia sclerotiorum 1980 UF-70
Lineage: Eukaryota; Fungi; Ascomycota; Leotiomycetes; Helotiales; Sclerotiniaceae
Exons: 2
Coding region: 1-351 (116 amino acids)
Source: RefSeq, a predicted model, not a curated record
AUGCUACCAAAUAUCUCCCAAAAUAUCCUCCUCAAGGUUUUUCACCCUAAGGUAUCUAAUAAGUCUGCUACUUCUGCAGGUUCACCAAAUUCAGCAGGUCCGGCAAAUCCAGCAAAUUCAGUAGCUAUGGAACUUCAAUCAAAAUGUACACAGCACAGUUCGAAAGCUGGAUAUACAUGCGCUGCUAAACUACAAGGACCAAGGGGGAUUCAUCUGCUGCUAAGUAGGAAGGUUGGUGGAUGGUGGGUGGUGUGUGGUUUGUGGGAGGGGAGGAUUGUGGGGUGGGCAAGGGGAGGAAAGGGAGGAAGGGAGGAAGAGGGAGGGAGGGAGGGGAUGGGUGGACCGGAAUAG